This is a messenger RNA of Brassica napus (rape), 1506 nucleotides long. RefSeq lists its product as uncharacterized. Lineage: Eukaryota; Viridiplantae; Streptophyta; Magnoliopsida; Brassicales; Brassicaceae. The coding region runs from base 121 to 1242 and encodes 373 amino acids. The record is from RefSeq and is a predicted model, not a curated record. The transcript is spliced from 3 exons.
AUUUGAAAUUGAAUAAAGACUCGUAAAUUAUCGUCUCUUUUUGUAACAACUGUAGAACCCUAGAAUACAGUAAGACCCUAGAAGAGAGUAAGACCAAGAUUUUUCCCAUUUGUGAGAGCAAUGUCUCGGUUUUUCUUCGGACUCGCCAAACUCUCUCCAGUCAGCAGCGAUGUACUUGCGCACAAAAGGAGGAGCUUUCGUUUGUUUUCAUCCUCCCUAGCCACCACUACUCCGUACUUGUCCCUGGGCGAUACGCUUAAGAAACACUCGCCGGAUGAUGGUACCGAAACAAGAGAUGUUGUCUUCUUCGAUCCGGUCAAGGAAGAGAGGCUUACCAUCACUGACAAAACCUUUCCCCAAGAGCUCGUCCACUCGAGGCAGAUCGGGAGUUCUCAUGGAUGGGGGAUUUUCUCUAGAGAUGGUGAGCGUUCUGUAUGUAUGAGCAACGUUUACCAUCCCUUGUCUCCCAAAUCAAACCCCGAGAUUAUCCCUCUGCCUUCUCUUACUGCUCUGCCAGAUAACCAAACCGGAGUCGUCUGGAACGUGGCAAUGUCUUCUUCUUCUCCUUCUGAUGAUGAUGAAGACUGUGUGGUUGCUAUCAAGUUCUUGGGCAAUCAGCUCAGUCUCUGUCGUCCCAACCGUGACUUGCGUUGGACCAACGUUGAGACUUUGGGUAUGUUGGAAACAUCUAAUCUCAUGUAUUCCAAGAGAGACCAACGAUUCUAUUUGCCUGCUCCUGGAGGCAACGAGUUGUACUCAUGGGAUCUCAACUUGGAUAAGAAGAACUUUAGCCCUGAGUUACAUCAGGUUGUGUUCCGCGACCUUCCUGAGCUGGCUGAGUCCGAGUGGGGUUUGCUGGAUAUGGUGUGUAGCAGGACGGAACACCUGGUCGAGUCUGCCUCCACUGGCGAGUGUUUUCUUGUCAAAUGUUACGCACAGGGUUACCCUUGGUCUGAAAAAUUCAAGUACAUGAUAAGGCGGUUCAUGGUGUUCAGAGAGGAGGAGACGACACAAGGAAGAUACAUGUGCUACACAGAGGACAUUGGAGAUUUGUGCAUAUUCCUUUCAAAGAGCGAGGCUUUCUGCGUCCAGGCUACCUCCUGCCCCGGUCUCCAGCCUAACUCCAUCUAUUUCAUUGGCAAAGGAUUUGGUAUUUACAGUCUCGCUGACAACAAGACAAUCCGUUCUUUUAAAGUUCCUUCUUCCUCGGGACUUUACUGGCUUCCUCCAUCUUGCAUCUAGUGCAUGCCCCUAUGAUGCGAACCAAAUGGUCCGAUCAGGAUAACCGAAUCGAACCGGAGGGUUAAGCAGAUAGAAGUGGCGUUUCCUGAUUUCGUUUUUAAUGUUUCCUUGAAUAUAGGAGCUUGAUCUCCAUUUAUCUAGUUAUGCAAUUAUGUUUCCUAGGUUUUAGGAUAGUUGAACGAUCCACUACUAUUUAUCGUUUGUAUCUCCAUGUGAAGAGAAUGAAUAUGAAGAGAAAAAUUGCAGUAAAGUGUUCUUUAAGUC